CCCCGCCCCCCACCCAUUCCCCUCUGCUCCGGGCCCCAGAACAAGCUGGUGGAGCGCUGCGAGCGGAUCCAGCUGCAGAGCGCGGCCAUCGCCCGGCACGUGGACGAGGUGCUGCCUGCCAAGGACCAGGCCGUCCUGAGCGCGGCCAGCGCGGCGCGGGAGCUGGUGAUCCAGAGGCUGCUGCUGGUGGGGAAGGCCUGUGAGAACGAGGAGCAGCGGCUGCUGGAGAGGGUGCACGCCGAGGAGGAGCGGGCACACCAGAGCAUCCUCACCCAGCAGGUGCACUGGACCGAGGCUCUGCACAAGCUGGGUGCCCUCCGCACCUACCUGGUGGACAUGAUCACCAACCUGGAUGACCAGGACCUGCUGCGUGCAGAGCAAGAGAUCUUCGAGAGGACGGAGGUGGCAGAGGGAAUCUUGGAGCCACAGGAGUCCCUGAAGUUAAACUUUAAUCAGACCUGUGUUCAGAGUCCACUGCUGCAUCGACUGUGGGCCUGUGCUGUGCUCUGCUGCCUCACAGGCUCACAGGAGAUUCACAUCGAUGAGAAAACCCUAAGCCCCCACCUCAGCCUGUCAGAAGACAAGAGAACCCUGACCUUCAGCCCCAAGAAAGCAAAGGUGGACUCGGACUGCCCCGAGCGGUUUGACCACUGGCCCAACGCUUUGGCCACUGCACCUUUCCACUCAGGGGUGUGUGCCUGGAAGGUCAGCGUGGAGCAGAGCUGUGCCUACAAGCUGGGGGUGUGCUACAGCUCCGUGCCCAGGAAGGGCUCUGCCAACGAAGGCCGCCUGGGCUUCAAUGCCGCCUCCUGGGUCUUCUCCCGCUACGACAAAGAAUUCCGGUUCCUGCACGCGGGGCAGCCCCAGCCCGUGGAGCUGAUCAAGGCCCCGGCACAGAUCGGGGUCCUGCUGGACUUUGCAGGGGGGGAGCUGCUCUUCUACGACCCCGACUCCUGCGCCAUCCUCUUCUCCCACCGCGAGGCCUUCCUGGAGCCCGUCUACCCCGUCUUUGCCGUGGCACACCAGAGCAUCUCGCUCCUCCCAUGAGCGGGGCGUGGCCGUGUGUGACUGUGUGCUCUGCGAGUGCCUGGGGGGAAAGGAGCUCGGGCAGGGCUCUGCCUGUGUCCAGGGGCCGCCAGACAACACCUGCCUUCACACUACACCUGUUCCUCGCGUGUUUUCUGCAGCUUUCCUCUCGUCCUGGAGCCAACACCCUGUGCUGGGGUGAGGGGUCUGAGAAUGCCUGGCUGGGCCACCUGCUCCUAGGUGAAUUGUUUGAUUUCUGCCCCACCAAAGGCAGCUUUCCAGUCUGCUGGUGGGCUGGAGAGAAGUAGUGAGAGAUACGUAUGGAGAAAUGGCAGGGAGGAGGCUUGUGGAAAGGGACAUGCUGUGCUCUACAACUCCUUGACAGGAGAGUGGAGCCAAGAGGGGUCAGGCUCUGCUCCCAAGCAACAGGGAAAGGACGAGGAAAUGCCUUCAAGUUGUGCCAGGAUUUAGGUUAGAUAGUGGAGAAAAUUUCUUCACUGAAAGGGUG
Ficedula albicollis (Collared flycatcher) is the source of this 1534-nucleotide messenger RNA. It is a transcript of the gene BSPRY, whose product is annotated as B-box and SPRY domain containing. The record is from RefSeq and is a predicted model, not a curated record. The transcript has 5 exons. The annotation marks the transcript as partial. Lineage: Eukaryota; Metazoa; Chordata; Aves; Passeriformes; Muscicapidae. Gene Ontology annotation, molecular function: protein binding.